GCGUCAGUGGUGUUUUAAAACAUGGCUUCCGCUGAAAAAGAACAAGCGACGUUGCUGCGAGAAAUCAGUUAUUUAACAGCCCUUAUUAAGCAGCAUAAGGAGCCUCAACCAAGUAGUGAAGUGAAAGAUGGGACUAAACAAUUGCACAAGGCUUCAGGCUUCAAGGUGCAUCUGCACCAUGGCAGUCAUCAAGCUAUGAAGACAUCAUGGACAAGUCAUGAAAAUAGGGAGAGGAAUGAAACUGAAGUGUCAGGCAUAGUUCGUCAUCUCGUGAAGAAGUCAUCCUCCGUUCCAACAGUUUCUGGCCCUCAAGGGAAGAAUAAAAAUCCUCAUCACAGGAAGCAUGAUUCUACUUUGAGUUUUAGAACAUCAUCAGGAGAAAAUAAAUGUAAAAGGGAACAGAUUACAAAACAUAGGGUUAAAUUGGAACCAGCAGAGCCAAGGGUCAAAUUGAAACCAAAUUCUGUUGUUGAAUUAGAACUGCCUGGUAAUUGUAAAGUGAAAAGAGAACACAUAGCAGAACACAGGGUAAAAAGAGAACAAAAUGUUCAAGUAAUGAACACUGGGCAUAACACAUCCCAGAAAAAUUUACGAACGGUCAUUUCAAAAUAUUCUGGUGGUGAUUUUAGCAGUAUAGAUGAAAGAAAGCUUUCAUUUGAUGACAAAAGCAUCAAAGUUAGUAUUAAAAAUGAGUUUAGUGAACCUUUAAAAAGGUCACGAACUGUUCUGGCACCCACCAAACACUCAGGGCUGGUUCCUUCUGUCCAAAGUAAAUGCUCAUCUUCUGUUGGGAGUGCAGUAUCUGUAACUAACGACCCUCCAUCAAAUCAAGCCAGAAAAAGUUUGUCUAAAUAUAAGUGGUUUGGUGCAAGGCAGUUUGACACUGUUUCUCAACCCUCGGGAAUGUGCAAGUCAUCUACCUCAUCUCUGAUUAAUGCUAGGGGCAGUGGUCAGAAUGUCCUACCUCUAAGAACAGUGAUUGCUCCUGUGGAGCAGAAUAAGAUUGAUUCGAUUCUUCCAAAACCUUUGAUGACAUCUACUCCUGACGAUGUCUUGCUUUUACAACAGCAAGCUCCACGUAUUCCUCUUCGAAGGCGGUCGUCUGAAAGGCAUAAACAGACACUGAAACAAAGCUCUGCCAAAGUCAUUUCCAGCAAGUACAGACUUCACAAAAUAGGUCCUCAAAUAAGCAGCCCACCUGUGCCCUUGCCAUCCACUAGUAGGAAAAUUCAGCGCCAGAAAAGUUUAACACUGGUGAAAAGUCGGACUAAACUAGUAAAAAAACACAUCCCAAUAUCAGAAUCCAGUACUCCUCGACCACUGCUAAAACGAAAUACAAAGUACAAGUAUCAAGUUGCUCAUAAACAUAGUGAGAGUGACUCGAAGCAGCAUACAGAGACGCCAAGAAGCCACAAAGUACAUCUGGGCAAACCAAAAUCCUCAAGAUAUCGAUACGUGAGAAGUUUAUCAAAUUCCUCGUCCAAGUCCCAACGGAAUUGGAAAUCAAAAUAUUCUCUCAAAAGAGAUAAUGACACAGCCAUGCUUAUCUAUCUCACUCACCUGCUCGGCCGACCAGUGAAGAAUAUUAGCAAUAAUAAGUAUAAGUUCGUCAGUGCAGCCUCCAAUCCAAAUAGGAUAACUUCCAGGGAUUUUUCCCUCAAAAGAGUUAAAACAUUGCCGUCAAAAUCAAAGUUGAAACUUGACCGUAGGAUGCUAGCUGCCAAAACCAAAUCAACAGAAAGAUACGUUGUGCUCAAUGGGUUUGUGUAUAGAUCAUCAGCAAGAAAGCUGGAGAAGACGCAAGGUGCUGGUGCCAUGCCUGCAAAUAGGACAAAGAAAACUGUUGUCAUUAGAAAAAUCAAUCAUGCCAAGAUGAAGAUGGUGACAGUUAAUGGUGUCAAAUUCAGGAUGGAUCAGAGUGGGAAAACCCUUCAGAGGAUUGAUAGCAAUACUCCAGUUAAAACCAAUGUUGCCUCAAUGUCUCGGUCAACUCCGGCAAGCAGGCGUCCAAUAACCAGGCUUGAUAUUGGGGGUGUGACCUACUAUCAGUCGCGUCCUGGUACUUUGGUGAGAGCGACCAAUUUACGGAAUCGCAUUGUGGCAAGUCAAGUUGUCCAUCGCAGUAAAUCUUGGGCUGUUGCCAGUAAACAGAGACAGAUGAAGCGGCAAUAUUGCCUAUAUUAUCAAAGAUUUGGUCGAUGUAACCGUGGUGACAAGUGCCCAUCCAUUCAUGAUCCAGAGAAAGUGGCUGUGUGCAAGAGAUUCCUGCGCGGCACAUGUAACAUCACCGACUGUCCUUUCUCACACAAACUCUCCAAGGAGAAGAUGCCUGUGUGUUCAUAUUUCCUUCGAGGUGUCUGCACCCGUGAGCACUGUCCCUAUCUCCACGUCAAAGUGAAUCAGGACGCUGAGGUCUGCAAUGGUUUUCUUGCUGGGUACUGCCCUCUGGGUGACAAGUGCAAGAAGAAACAUACCCUGGUGUGCCAGUCGUUUUUGAAAACUGGCAAGUGUUCUGUGGGGAAAAAGUGCAAACUUGUUCAUCCGAAUAUAAGAAAGAGACAGCUAAGCAGCUCUACUUACCAGAGACCAACGAAAAGACGUGCCCUUGCCACAGAGGUCGCCCAGAGUGACAGGUCCACCACUCCAGUUCCAGAAUCCUCAGCAACAUGUGUCCGUCCAUCCGUCUCUAAGAAACUAGAGUCCAUGCCAGCAUUUAUUGCUCUAGAACCAGACAAGGAGGAGGUGACAAUACCAGUGCGGCAAGAAAUGAAACCAGGUUUGUUUGAGACAGUAUGUGGUAUUACUCCAUACUUAUGCAACACCAUCAACUUUUGUCCAUUUGUACAUACUCAUUUGCAUUUAUUCCAGAGAAACCUAUGCUGCAGAUAAGACCCAAUUUCACCUGAGGUCAGCUAUGGAAGUCGAAUAAAGACCCGAGUUCCCAGUGCUUUGUGGGUUAGAGAGAAUCAAGAAAUUGUGAUCCAACGAUUCCUGCAAUUUGUUACACUGAUCAAGAACGAGAAGUUUAGAUGAUUUUACGUUGAAGAAUACACAAACGAAACUUCAUUUUAUGAUUUCAUUCGUCAAGUGUCGUCACUCAUGACUGCUCACUUUAUGGUGACGUCAUACAAAGUGCCUUUGUCCUCUCGAAACUGCCGAGCUCCGUUCAUACCAAGGGAAAACUUGUGGAUUCAGAAUGUGUCUUAAAGAACCUUGAGAAAUGUUCUUGGAUUAGGUACGUAUGCCGGUAAGUAUAACCUAAUCCUUUUCUCUGUGUGCUUUUCAUUAAGUGGAUCUCCAGGUAAUUAUCUCUUUCAUUAUUGUGACUUGUAUGUCAGGAAAUCAAAGUGGUUCGUCCUCCACCAAUAAGAGGCAAUUGGAUCUAACUCAUCAUGUUUAGCAGUAUAUUGUAGAUAAUCAGUGUAUGCAUGAUAUCUAAUGCAUGACAAAAAUAUUGCUGGGUUAGAUUCUGGUUUAGAUGCAGGCAGGCACCUUCUCUCAUAGCUUUAAUAACCAUUUCAGACUAGUUUGGUUGCCUUACAUAUAAGAGUCCCUUUUUAUAGGCCAGUUUCCAAUACAGCAGUGAACGCGAAAAGAUGUGCUGCUUUCAAAAGCUUUCGAUUAACUUCACUGUUAGUAAUUGGCUGGGCUAUUGCAUCAAGCUGCAAAGCUUGUGAAAGCAGGAAAACCACAGCAGUAAACUGCUGCAGAGGAAAAAAACCUUCAGUGUUUAGGAUAUUUUUUAUCAAAGACACUUAAUACUGAAAGCGUUACAAAUUAGAUACUCUGUUUUGUUUCCUAUCGGCCCACUGUUGACUUUGAGGACACUGUGACAUUUCAAGAUAUUUAGCCCACAGGCAAUGCAGGUACAAAACCGAGGUGUGUACUUGGGUCCGCCAGCAUAAGAUGAAUACUGCUUGUGGACUGUUGCCUUGCUUUGCUAGGUUGAAACAACUUGUAGAGAAAAAGUUGCUUCAUGAGUCGAACAUAAAAUGCAGAUGUUGUAUAAAAUGGUGGUAAUAUGAAGCUCUUCAUGUCAUCUUCUUUAAUGGAAUUGAUGCAUUGAUAAUGUUUUCAGUACAGGUGUCUGUAGAUUACAUGUAAAUUUUAUCCUUGUCAUGUGAAUAUUGUUUCCCAAGUUCGUGUUUAUCUUCUGGAAUCGGUUUCUACUUCUGUAGCCCUGCAAUAUCACAAAUAUUGCUACAGAGUAGCGGGACAUGACAUGUGGAAAAGGACUAAUGCACAAACUGGACUGAGCUGGACUGAGCUGGACUGACAUUUUAGAAAGAAACUACAUUGUUAUUCUCUAGUGUAACCAUGAGUCGUGGUUAGUCUUACUGCAAUGCAGAUGUUAGUACAUUGUUUUUGUAGUCAUUGUAAUUUUCUGUCCAAAUUCUGCUCAGUGCAGAUUCCUUGUAUUGCAUUCUGGUUUAUACAGUGCAUUCCUCCAUUUUAGGGCAUGACCUGACCCUGAUAAAUCACUAUGCUGUCCCCCUGAAAUCAAAUGAAGAAUUUUACGUGGUAUGAAAACAAAAAGACCUUUGUUGUCACAAUCAAUUGAUAUCAUCCACACCUGUUACAGCAUCGGCUCUGUUGACCCAAAACUAUGGCAUUUUUGACAUCAUGUGGUCUCAGAUUUUCCACGGAAUUUACAGUCGGAGUGUGAUUUAUUACUGUCGGGUGUUUCUCUAAAAUAGAAGAAUCAUCAAUAUCUAUCCGUAUUGUACAUAUAAGCAACAAAUUUUAUUUUAUCACCUAUUUUCUCUCUAUUUCCACAAAUUGGAUUACAGGAAGGGUAGUUGUUGUGUAUCCAUGUGUAAUGAAAAAGGAGAAAAUAAAGAUAUUUGUAUCUUAA
Messenger RNA from Lineus longissimus, 4855 nucleotides. RefSeq lists its product as uncharacterized. Gene Ontology annotation, molecular function: metal ion binding. The transcript has 10 exons. Gene Ontology annotation, cellular component: nucleus. The record is from RefSeq and is a predicted model, not a curated record. The coding region runs from base 22 to 2889 and encodes 955 amino acids. Lineage: Eukaryota; Metazoa; Nemertea; Pilidiophora; Heteronemertea; Lineidae.